This is a messenger RNA of Thalassophryne amazonica, 3683 nucleotides long. RefSeq names its product polypeptide N-acetylgalactosaminyltransferase 15-like. The record is from RefSeq and is a predicted model, not a curated record. Bases 250 to 2229 code for a protein of 659 amino acids. NCBI's taxonomy places the organism in Eukaryota, Metazoa, Chordata, Actinopteri, Batrachoidiformes, Batrachoididae. The transcript has 10 exons. Gene Ontology annotation, cellular component: Golgi apparatus.
CCUCUUAAAUCCGACACAAGGGCAGGCUUUAAGACCGCAGGGUGAACUGGAAGUUGGGCGGGCGUGGGUGGAAUCUGCCCCGUCUGACGCUGCGUGAGCUCAGCCAUCAAAACAUUUCAAUAUGCGUAAUUUAUCUGCUAUUCUUUCUGAAUCGUCUCUGCGCACAAUCAUGCAGCUUUGCAGCAGGCAGUCCGUUUUAAAUCCGAGGCGCAGACCCCAAAACCGCGGACGACGAGUCAGCACUCCGGUAUGAAGUUGUCCAGCAUGAAGUUGUGGAUCAGGGUCGGUGCGCUCCGGCGGAGGAUGCUUUGCCUCUGGCUGCUGCUCCUCACUUUCGCCUUGUUAACUUUGCUGUUCUCGGACCUCUUUAACCGAAACGGGGAUCGCUCUCAACAGAAUCCCAGCCCUCCCCGUCGUCCUCUCCAAGGAAUCCCAAUUUCACCCGAUCUGGAGGUUAUGGUGGACUCCAAAGAUCCGGCCUUAGAGCUCAGUAUGGACCUCGCCCCGCUCAACUCUCUCCAAGAGGAUCAGUUGUUAUUCGUGCCAUCAGCGCAGCAGAACACCAGGGAGCCGCCUCAGAAAAAGAGGAUUUACAAAGUGUUUCUGCCGGGUGUAAACAAGGACGCAUCCACGCCUGCUCCCCUGACGCACGAGGAAAUGGGGAAAGAACUUCGGCUUAACCUGGAUAGUUUCGGGAAAGAUUUGGAGCUUGCUGCCGUGAAGAAGUACGGUUUUAACGAAGUAGUCAGCGAGAGGAUUUCAUUGCACCGGCGGCUCCCUGACGCGCGCCAUCCUGAGUGUGUGGGGAAAGAAUACAUCAUGUCACUACCGUCGGCCAGCAUCAUUAUCUGUUUCCACGACGAGGCGUGGUCCACGCUCCUGCGCACCGUGCACAGUGUGCUGGACACCGCCCCUAAACGGUUCCUGCACGAGGUCCUGCUGGUGGAUGACUUGAGUCAGCAUGGUCAUCUAAAGAGUGUCCUGAGUGAGUAUCUAGCUCAUCUGGACAGGGUGCGUUUGAUUCGCAGCAGUAAGCGCCUGGGAGUUGGAGGAUGUCGUUCUCUAGGUGCUGCCAGGGCUGCAGGGGAGGUGCUGGUGUUCAUGGACUCCCACUGCGAAUGCCAGAGAGGCUGGCUGGAGCCCCUGCUGGAGAGAGUGACCCAGGACAGGACCAGAGUGGUGUCCCCAAUCAUUGAUGUGAUUGACUGGCAGACUUUCCAGUACAAUGCCACCCAGUGGCCAGUUAGGGGAGUGUUCGACUGGAGACUUGACUUCCAUUGGGAUUCAAAUCCUCAACUUCAGGAAGAAGACUCAGACUGGGGCUGUUCAGCCUGUGAGAGUCCUGCUUUAGGAGGCGGAGUUCUGGCUGUGGAUAAACAUUUUUUCCAGAGUGUUGGAGCCUAUGACCCAGGGAUGCUGCUGUGGGGAGCGGAACAAAUAGAGCUGUCAAUCAGGGUGUGGUCAUGUGGGGGCUCCAUGGAGGUGGUGCCAUGUUCCCGUGUGGCCCACCUAGACCACCACCACAUACCUUAUCAAAUCCCAGACCAGGAGCAGACUCAGAAAAACAAGAUCCGCAUUGCAGACACCUGGAUGGACACGUACAGGAAGAUUUACUACAGGAGAGACACACAAGCUCACUUCAUCAGACAGUCCGAGAACCCAAACAUCACAGAGCACCUGAGACUGAAGAGGAACCUGGGCUGCAGGAAUUUCCACUGGUACCUGACUGGUGUCUAUCCACAGCUCUACAUCCCUCAAGAUAGACCUGCACUGUCAGGCGAGCUGUACAACGUUGGCACCAGCAGCUGUGCGGACUACCCUCGGGGGCGAGACCCUCAUGGCGGAGCCAUGAUGAUAGCUCCGUGUAGCGGCACAGGCAGCCAGCACUGUGAGCUGAACAGUCAGGGUGAAGUCCGAUGGGGACCAAUGGAGGAUUUGUGUUUGGACGCCAAAGGAGACAGCGUGGUCCUUUCGCCCUGCCCCGCCCAUCAACAAACUAACAGCAAACUCCAGUGGAAAUUCAUAAAGCUGAGCGGUCAGCUCGUUCACCAGGAGUCCCAGCUUUGUCUGGAAGCCGUGAAGGAGGAAGGCUUCCCAGAAAACCAUGCUGGCCAGCCAAGAGGCAGUAGCACCCAAACCAUCAGAGGACGUCUGCUCCUGCGCCGGUGCAUGCACCACCCGAGACAACAGUGGCAUUUUGAGCAGCUUGUGGCACCUAAAGGUGUCUGAUGAAGAAAGUACGGUCGGAUUGUUAUGACUGCACAUGAAGAAGCACACAUGACGAAAUGGUGUAUAAAAUAUCAUAUUUUAAGUUCUUUUGGCUUCUUUCUUUUUCACUCAGGGUUGCCGCAACAGGUCCAAUAUGAGUCUACAUGUUGAUUUGGCACAAGUUUUACACUGGAUACCCUUCCUGAUGCAACUCCACAGCACAUGGAGAAUGGGCACAAGUGGUCCUGUCAUGUUAUGCUGUUUUAAAGAUGGCAGAAACCAUUUAAGGGCUUUAAAUCACAAUCAGUGUUAUAGUGCCUUGAUGCUUUGUCUUGUCCUUAAGGUACCUUAAGACCCUUUUUUCCCCAGGCCUUGAUGUUGGUUGAAUUGUACUUGAGGAUUCAAAAUCUUGGUAAUCUCAAGAAAAUUCAAAGGAUUUUCAAGGCACACAGAAUUUCACUACUAUUUAGGUACUUAAGCUGCAGAAUACAGAAUAUUGCUUGAGGGACAAAACCUUAGCCAUAGCCUUGAAAGGUCAAAACCUUGACCUUGAGAGAUAAAACCUUGGCCAUGGCCUUGAGUAGUCAAAGGCUUAGCCAUGGCCUAGAGGGGUCAAAUUCUUAGCAUUAAGGGACAAAGCCUUGGCCAUAGCCUAGAGGGGUCAAAUUCUUAGUCUUGAGGGACAAAACUUUGGCCGUAGCCUUGAAAGAUCAGAACCUUGACUUUGAGGAACAAAGCUUUGGACAUGGCCUUGAGUAGUCAAAGCCUUGGCCAUAGCCUUGAAAGGUCAGAGCCUUCACUUUGAGGGACAAAGCCUUGGCCAUGGCCUUGAGCAGUCAAAGCCUUAGUCAUGUGGGAUAAAGCCUUGGCCAUUGGCUUUGAGGGGUUAAAGUCUUAGCCUUGAGGGACAAAGCAUUGGCAUUUUGGGGUCAAAGCCUUAGUCUAGAGGGAUAAAGCCUCGGCAUAGCCCUGAAGAGUCAAAGCGUUGGGUGUGGACUUGAGAGGUCAAAUCUUUAUCUUUGAGGGACAAACCCUUGGUCUUGAGGGGUAAAGGCCUUCCUCUUGAGGGUUCAAAUACAUGGCCUGCACCUUGGUCAAAGCUUUGGCUUUGAAUCUUCAGGGUUUGGACAUUGACUACAACACUGUUGUUAAUAAACAGUUUUAUGUAACAGAAAGCAGAAUCAACAUCAAAAACAUUGGACUUGAAUUAGCAAAGUUUCAUGACAGGGAUUGUACCUAUCAUCCUACAGGUCUAAGGCCAGGUUUAAACACAAGAAAAUGAUCAAAUCUAAAUCAACAUUUUAUUGUGUGUAGUUUCAGGGUUUUUUGUUACAUUAUCACCAAACAGCAGAGGGAGCCUUCUGCCUUCUUAAUCCACCUCAAGGUCAUGAUUUCAUUUUUUCAUUACAGAAGAAUAACCUCCUUGUAUAAUUCACCCCCGAGUAUUUAAAUCAAACUGUUCUUUUAUCGGUUGC